Molecule: messenger RNA, 1793 nt
Organism: Dendrobium catenatum
Lineage: Eukaryota; Viridiplantae; Streptophyta; Magnoliopsida; Asparagales; Orchidaceae
Exons: 3
Coding region: 30-1274 (414 amino acids)
Source: RefSeq, a predicted model, not a curated record
UGCAGCAAAACCGGGAAGAGAGAGAGAAAAUGAUCAAGCUAUUGCUGGUCUUCUUCUUCUUCUUCUUCUUUUAUCUAUCUCAAGGUCUCUUCCUAUCUUUCAACUCUUCUAUCCUCCCCUCUUCCUCCGCGUCCAAUCCGCCGAACCCCUCCUCAUCCGCCGCCUCGUCACAGCCGUCUAAAACGUUUCUAAAGGAAGUUCUCAAUGCAGUUGCGGCAAAGAAGCACUGGGAUCCGGAGGCGAAUCCUAGGGUUUCGUCAGUUGAGACUGAGAGUACUAUGAUUGGUGCGAUCGAGAGCUUCGAAUUCCAUCUGCGCGUCGGCGGGGCGACGCUGAUCCUGAAGUUCUCCGAGGAGACUGAAGCGUGGAGGAAGGCGGAUGAGGGGGAGGUGGAGUUUGGGCCGGAUUUGGUGGGUCUUGAUGUAGGGUCCAGGCAGGGGAUCAGGAAGUUGAGACUAGAAGGCCCGCUUGAGUUGCUUGCCAGUGGAGGCGAUGAUGUGCUUUCGGUUCAUUUGUUUUCUCUUAACAUCACCCAUCAAGGCCUAAGAAGGGUGCUUGUUGGCAAAGGCAUCACUAUUGAAGUGUAUAGUUCUGAUGAAGUCUCCCUCUUUUACCCAUAUGAUUCUGGUUUCUUACUAAAUGAAAGAUCAAGUAAACAAAAGCAGUCAAGGGACCAGUUUUGGCCCCUUGGCCUCUCCUCAUGUGCUCCAUUGGUUUCAGUCAGAGUUGCAGGUCCUGCUUCACUGGUAGCCUACAUGGUUCCUGAUGAGAAAGCUUAUGUGGAAACCUCAUUCCCAGCCCCUGAUACAAUUGAAUUGCUGCCCAAUAAGUGUUUCAGCCAUGAGCAGGUCCAGUCAGUUUCUUCACACACUCUUUCUUCAAAGUCGGCAGUCGCGGAAAGAUUGCUAAAUAGUUUUUUGGGUAAAACUAUAUUGCAUGACCGAUCUUCGCGACUCGUAAAAACAAAAAUCACUUCGUCGAAACUACUCAAGUUCCGAGUCGAAGUGGAGAGAAAUAUCACAGAGAAUGAUAGGACCUGGAAAGAGGUUGCCAAGUGGAGAACAAGGCCAACUGUGGAAAGGUCUUGGUUUGAGAUAGUUGGCAGAUUUGAAGGAGGCAGAGAUCUGAAGCCAGUUUUUGCAAGGAUGUUAUCCAGGCCUUUGAUGAUAGUUGAAUCUGCUGCCUGGAGCCAUCUGAUGUCCAAUAUAUCGUUUACAGAGUUUCCAUCUAUUGUGGUACCUCCUGAGGCUUUAACACUGGAUAUCAAAUGGUGAGAAAAUGCUGCACUUAGUGUUUUUCUUAGUCCUUUUAUCUCUAUUUUACUGGCUAGGUAUAGUUGAACGUUUGAGAGUGGGUGGAAACCUGUUUGUUGAUUGUAUAUAGAUGUGGUAGAUAAAGGCUUCGUUUGGGACGACUUUCUUACUGUUUCUUGAAAUGACUUUUUAGUACUAAAAAGCCGCUUCAAGAAGCAGUGACAAAGUCGUCCCAAACGAAGCCAAAAUCAGGUGACAUUUAUGCUUGACAUUCUGCAGGUAAUGUUAUGCAAUUGGGAAUAAUGGAUGUCAAGGACUAAAUGGGCCAUUGCUAUAAGAUAAAAUGUCAAAAUGUUAAGCUGUGGACCUAAGAAAAAAUGAUGUAGAUCAUAUAUAACUUUAUGUGAUCCAGAAAUAUGGUUUACAAUUGUAGCUAUGAGAUCAUUGUGAGCAAAGCUUAUAUUAAUGCAAGAUGUUAUUUUGUAAAUGAACAAGUUUGAGGUAUUUGACUUUUGGGUUGGAAAGGUACACUUUGGGUUA